This is a messenger RNA of Soboliphyme baturini, 675 nucleotides long. NCBI's taxonomy places the organism in Eukaryota, Metazoa, Nematoda, Enoplea, Dioctophymatida, Soboliphymatidae. The record is from the annotation of a GenBank genome assembly.
AUGGCUUUCAUAGAUUUCAAAAAGGCAGAGGAGGUGCAGGAGUACCUGAAAAAUCUGCACACGGAGUACAUGUUCAGCUGCAACAGCGAAAAGAACGCAGAAGGCUGUCAUCUUUUGGGAGACUACACAGAAGCGAUUCUAAACAAUCCAGAAGAAGCUUAUGCGCUCUACAAAGAAAACUGCAACUUACGACAGCACCCAAAAAGUUGUUACAAGUAUGGACGCUAUUUGCUGCGUGGGAAAUUUGAAAAAAUUGACGAAGACCGCGUGUAUGAUUUAAUGACCCUCGCCUGUGACAAAGACUGGUAUAUUGCAUGCCCAGAGCUGGCCCUUUUGUUGUUGAAAGGCACGAAGAAGCAUGCGGUUGAUGUACCUCGUGCAUUUGAACUGUUGGAAAAGUCUUGUGAAGCUGAAAUAGUCGAGUCUUGCUUUUGGCUUGACAAGAAGUUUACAUCGGGCUACCGAGAAAUAAAGCCAAACUUUGAAAAGGCAUUCAAGUUUGCAAUGAAGUCAUGCUUACUGGGCCUCCCUCAAGGUUGUGACAGUGUGAGUCGUCACUAUGAGCACGGAGAAGGCAUCCAGAAAGACGAGGAAAAGGCUAGGCAGUAUGCCGAUUUAGCCGCACAAAUUAGAGAAGAAAUGAGAAAAUCGAUUCCUACCGGAUUGUCAGGCUGA